Telopea speciosissima is the source of this 1453-nucleotide messenger RNA. RefSeq lists its product as uncharacterized. Bases 326 to 1453 code for a protein of 375 amino acids. Lineage: Eukaryota; Viridiplantae; Streptophyta; Magnoliopsida; Proteales; Proteaceae. The transcript has 5 exons. The record is from RefSeq and is a predicted model, not a curated record.
UAGUUUUGUAUGUGUGGUGCAACAAACUAAAAGAAAAAGAUGAGGAUAUAGAGAAAACCCCCAAAACACCGGAACUCAUCUCUCACUCUCAGAUUCUCUCCUUCUCUCUCUCUCUCUCUCUCUCUCUCUCAGAGAGAAAUAGAGAGUUUUUCUCAGGCUCAGAGCCUCAGAGUCCUCUCAGUCUCUCAGCAUUCCAUUUUUAAGGGGUCCAGAAGGGUUUCAAUACUCUCAGUCUGAGUUGUCUACCUUCCUCAGGAGAAGAACCCCUCCCUCACCUGCUGGCUUCUGCAACCCAACACCCAAAUCUCCUAAGCAGCUUUGCAGAAUGAGGAUCCGAAAGCGAUGGCCGCUUCCUAACCCUCCUCCACCCCCAUCUUCAUCAUCAUCAUCUCCUUCUCCAUCACUCGCAGUUACACCAGAAACAACACCAGAUCUCCUUUCUACAAGACCCCUUCAUCUUCUAUCUUCCUCAAAAUCACAAUCAGGUGUUGAUGGUGGUGGUGGUGAUGGGUUGCACCGCUUAGCUGAUCUCUCCGUUGUUCAAAUCAGGAGCAGAAUAUCCCCACCACGGCCUCCUGAUUCACCCAAUCCAACUUUCCCUCCACACCCCGAUCUGCAGCUGACGAUUGUCCGACGAACUAACGGCUGGAUUUGCGCCGGCACCGAGAAAGAUGCGAAGCCCGACAACAAGGGGGAUUCCGAUUGCUGCAAUUACAUGCACCCCACUCCUUCUCCCCUUACCCAUCUCGAGGAUUCUCAAGUCGAGGUAGUUGGCAUCACCGGCGGCGGAGGAGGAACUGGACGAGAACAUGUUGAGGACAAGAGUUUAACUACUGCAAACAAUCGGAGAAACGAGAAUAACCUUGGUGCAGCCACUUCACCUUCUUUGUCUCAUCAAGAAGGAGGGAGGUGGUGUGAAGGAGAGAAAGUGUUUCCAUUAAAGAAGAGAAGAGGGAGUUUUGAGAGGAAGAUAAGCGAGGAGAAAGAGAAGAAGAUGAAAACUAGAGUGAGAAGUAAGGUAGCAAAGAAAUGGGUUGAAGAAGACGACGAAACUGAGGAAGAAGAAGAAGAUAGCAGGGUGGUGGGGAAUGGUAAUGGUGGAAAGAAGAGAGGAGUGAUAAUGGAGGGUUCAAGGUGUAGCCGAGUGAACGGGAGAGGAUGGAGAUGUUGUCAACAAACACUUGUGGGUUAUUCUCUAUGCGAACACCACUUGGGUAAAGGAAGACUAAGGAGUAUGAGUAGUGUUCGAAACCGUGCUUCCACCAUUACUAAUAGAACUAAUAAGAAUGUUAAAGAAGAAGAAGAAGAAAGUGGGUUAACGUUGUUGUCGUCGUUGUCAUCUUUGUCUUCAACUACUACUAUUCAGCGUCAGUUAAGAGAGUGUACAGUAAUGUCUAGUGACAGUGCACCAAUACAAAAGAGGUAUUUGAUUGAAUUAUACUUUGAAAUUUGA